Molecule: messenger RNA, 2664 nt
Organism: Bradysia coprophila
Lineage: Eukaryota; Metazoa; Arthropoda; Insecta; Diptera; Sciaridae
Gene: MED16
Product: mediator complex subunit 16
Biological process (GO): positive regulation of DNA-templated transcription
Cellular component (GO): mediator complex
Molecular function (GO): protein binding
Source: RefSeq, a predicted model, not a curated record
UUCGACUGUCAAUUUUUGUUUGUGAUGCUGAUACCUAUGUGCUGGCUCGGUGUUUUUUCGCAUUAUUGAAGUUAAUUCAAAAAGAAUUUAUCCAAACUGAUAGCAAACCAAAAGGCCUCAAAAUGGAAAUGCUCUUUGCUGUUCAGCGUAAAUCAAGUGGACUAAAUUUUAGUCUGGAAAAUAGAUGCAACGUUUCAACAAAGUGCAAAGUCUCAACCACAAAUUGUGUGGCAUUCACAACAAACAUCGAGAUCGGCGACACAACCAACACAUCCUGGGGUUUCCAUACAUACAUUUGCGAUGUCAACACACCGUGGCAUACAUACAAAGUAACGUCGAACGCCUUUCCGAUUUCCGUCCUCGAAUGGGACAAUGCCGGUAAGUAUCUGUUGAUUGGGGAUAUUUCGGGCAGUGUUCAGAUUUGGAUACAGAAGGACAAUCUCAUAUCGGAAUGGACACAACUAUAUGCCGUUAACUUUCAUGAGCACAUCGUCCGAGCCGUUUUCUUCCACAAUGGCCGGAAAAUUGCUAUCUUGUCAGACAAGAAGGACAUCAGUCAUUAUUCGGAAAAGUUUCAACGAGUCAAAUUUGGACCAAGUGUACGUCAAUUUGGCGGUGUUGCUGCUGAAGGUGUUCUUUUGGUAACGAGUACUGGAAUGUUGGGCAGCUUUGUCAUACCAAACGAAUCGCCACUGAAUGCAAACAAUUCGAACAAUAAUGGUAUCUCGAGCACCCAAGGCCCGUUCACUUUACCCAUUGUGACUGAGAGUCUAGGAACAGUGAGAAAUUAUGUGACGGAUGCGGAUAUUUCGUAUGGAAAAAAUGGAAACUUUAUGAUUGCUGUCGCGAAUGGAGAAUGCAAAAAUGUGUCGUCCAUUAUGAUCAAUUGCUACCGAGUCUCCAUCAAAAAGCAACUGGAUAAACUGACGAUAACCAGCCAGGCGUUGCCUAGUUUCUUCUUGUGCGAAGGAGCUGGUCGUGACAUACCGGAUUUGAAAGUAACCCAUUUGAAGUGGACGUCAAGCGAAGACAGUGAUUCACUGUUGGUGGGCACAAAAUGUUCGGCCGGCAGUUUUCUGGAGCUGUGGUGUCUGGUGGAAAAAUCGACUCCGAUUCAUAAAUUGUUUCAAAAUGCGAACAAAACUGCGGUGUUCAAGUUUAUGAUUUGGGCGCACCAAGCAAACUAUCGAUACACCAGUGGAAUAACGGACAUAGGAACGACCCGAUUCUAUUAUGGCAAUUCAGCAUAUGCUUUCGUUUCAAUGAACGAUAACACUAUCCAUUGUCUACAUCGUGACACGCUGAAGCGGGCAUUCGUUCAUACAGCAACAACUUCGUGUGUUUUACGCAAUGAUAACGAGCACUCGUCGAAGCAGACACGUGUUGACACACAACUUACUGCCCACGAAAUAUCGGUGAUGGGUCAUUUGUUCGUAGCAAUUGAUUCUCAGGGACAGUUGUAUGCGUUUCGCGUUACAUACCCACAUCAGGAUCAAACAGCCAACCAGCAUUCAAUCGCUCAGAUUGUUACAUCGUUGGAAUAUUGUCUUUUCGCCGGUCUGGAUCCGUUGGACAUAUUUCUAUCGUUGAAAGUACAGCAAUUGGAUCAAAUACUGGACAGAUUAACGGAAAAUUUUCAACGACAACAGCCAGCGGUACAGCAGUAUUUUUAUGUCAGCUUUUUAACGUUGAAGACCAAUCUGUACAGGCUAUCUAUUCCUGGUCAAUCGAAAGCUCACGACCUAACAAGUUUGCUGAUGCUGCACAGCAUUUUGAUCGCAUUUAAGAAUCUAUUGAGACCGUCUGACUUAACCAGCCAUGACAAAGGACCGGCUGAAAAUCUUGCCAUGGUCCUGGCUGAAUCGGUACCCGAUAUUGACAAAGUACUGUUGGGACUGGAGGGAAAAGAUUUCACAGUGGAAAAAUCCACGCUACAAAGCCUGCAACAAUUAAUCCAAUUCAUUGCGGACCUCUCCUUAAACAUACUGGCCAGGCUUCCAGAAAAUCGUUCAAUGGGCGGUGGAACCACAUCUCGAAACACUGGCUAUGAGAUCAGCAAAGACAUCGUUGCACUGAACAGCAUACGUGAAUUGUUGGUAAUGAUGCGGAUAUGGGGCUUAUUGAAACCGCAAUGUUUGCCAGUGUUCUCCAGAUCAGCGGAAAGUUUGGAUAUUUUGCCAACAUUGUUCAGACUCUUAACACGAUUGGCGCUGAAUCCGAAUGAACCGGACGAUGUUUUAUUGGAUGAAUGCUGUCUGCUCCCGAGUCAAGUUCUUAUACCACAACUACAAUUUAUCACUUCCAUAACAUGCGUCGCAUCACCUGUUCUCCAAUUUGUACCAUUACCCAUAAACUUGGAGUACAAUGUCGAACCUGUAUGCUUGAAAUUCUGUCCAGAUGUACCCACAAUUGAGGGUGGUUUAUCAAGUGAUAAUAUGGUGGAUUCUGUACGACAUUUACAGUUGGGAAAAAGACCGGCUUCGUUGCGGAGGUGUACUCGUUGCGGAGCUUCAAGUAGUACUUAUAGUGUUGCCCGGACUGCAGCAAUGAGAGCAUGGGAACAACGAUGGGCCAGUGGAUGUCGAUGCGGAGGAUUCUGGCGGUUACAGACUUUAGAAUAAAAUAUUUGAAGAGUUAAAGAUUUAAGGUGAAAUAAAGUGUUUU